Messenger RNA from Nerophis lumbriciformis (worm pipefish), 2052 nucleotides. The record is from RefSeq and is a predicted model, not a curated record. NCBI's taxonomy places the organism in Eukaryota, Metazoa, Chordata, Actinopteri, Syngnathiformes, Syngnathidae.
AUGUUCAAGAGCAGCUACCUGCGCAAGGAGGUGCGCAAGGAAAAGUACGAGCACUCCGACGUUUUCCACGAAGAGCCCGAGGACUCGGCGGGCAUCUCGGCCAUCCAAGGAUGGGAGAACCUCCAGGAGCUCAACAGCCGAUUCGCCCGCUACAUCAACCGGGCCCGGGUCCUGGAGCAGCGCAACGCUGUGUUCCGCAAGCAGUUGGAGACACUGCAGCGCAUGGAGGAGGCUAGUGGCCUAGAGGAGACCUUCAAGGAGCAGAUUGAAGUCAACAAACAGCGAAUCCGAGAGCUCACCUCUGACCACGGCAAACUGGAGAGGGAGCUGAGGGACGCCUGCCGUAUGCUAGAUGAGUUCACCAGCAAGUACAGAAAUGAAUGUGAUUAUCAAGAGCAACUUAGGGGCACACUGGAGCAGCUAAACAAGGAGGCUGACAGUGCUCUGCUGAAAAAUUUGGAGAAUCAGAUCCAGUCACAGUUCCUGCAGGACGACAUCAGCUCGACAAGAGAGAGACACAGGAAGAACCUUGCAGAGAUCCAGACCUAUGUACACAUUUUGCAACAAAUCAACCAGACGCUUCCACUGGCUCCCACAGUGUCAGUGGGUAUCUCAGAGGAGCAGGAGAAGCUGCUAGUGCAGAGCAGGUUGCCGGCCCUCAAGAGUCAGCUGGAGGAAUACAAGAGCGCCCUCUGCCAGCUGCAGUCCCAAAAACAGCGUCUACAGGCGGAGGCGGCGAUGUUGGAGCAAGCCAUACGGAGCACCCAGGAGAGUUUUGACGACGAGAUCCAGCUGUACAAUGAGCAAAUCGAAUCACUGCGCAAGGAGAUCGAGGAAGCCGAGAGGGCCCUGGAGAGGUUCACCAGCGAGUGUCGUCACUUGGCCAUGUACCAGACAUCUCUGGAAAAUGAGUUGGAGAGGUACAAGAGGAUCAUUGAGAAUGAAGACAACAGGUUGAAUUCGGCAAUUAUCGGCACGCCAGUCACCCUCUUUACCACCAGUUACCACUACACCCACACACCGCCUGCUUCAAACCGGGGCAGAGAUAUCACUCUUGCCAUCCAAGAUAUUAGUAACAUCAAACCUCGCCAGAAGAUCAUGGCCAAGAAAGUCCAGAAGAAGAAAGAAAUCACGCCUAGAGAUGUGAUUGACAAUGAUCAGGAGGAAGGAAAUGGAGGGGCUUCUCGGGGAGGUGCUCCAGAGGAUGACACGAAGGGGAUGUCCUCAGUUGAUAUGCAGGAGGAAACUGUUAGGAGGACUGAGGAGAGGCCUGUGUUCUCUGGAUUGUCUCCACAGGAUGUCCCAGAUGGAGCUCAGAUCAGCAAGGCAUUUGACACACUUUGUAACAUCGUUAGAGAUCGGAUGAAGAAGUACAAGAAGCCAGAGCCCAUCGCUGACUUCUACACGAAGGGUCGUUAUGUGCUCGUCACCGGCGAAGGAAGCUAUCCGGAUCCUUGCUUCUGCACUUCCAUACCAGCUGCCGGACAUGUCGUCGUCACGAUUAAAGAUCAAUCUAUUGGACGCUGUGUACCUUCCCCUCAACCACCUCAACCCACACCAUGCCCCAGGCCUCAAAUUCCCACCCCUCCCUCUCAUUUUACAGGAGGAAAAGAAGACAAUAAAGGGGGGAAAGGGAAGGACAGUGACGGUAAUGGCAAGGGUAAAAAAGAAGAGCCUGAGCCCCACAAAGACCCUCAACCAAAAGAUCCAGGCCCUGUCCAGCCUUUCUCUGGCCCCACAGAUCCAACUCCCGCAGUGGAUCCUGCCAGUCCAAAGAAGAAAAAGGAUGACAAUGGAACAGGCGGGACAACUCCCAAAUCCAUGCCCCGAACUGCUAGCAGCAGCUCCAGUUCUAGCAACAGCACCAGUACCAGCACAAGCUCUGGUUCCAGUUCCAGCUCUAGUAGCUUCACCCCAGACGCCAUGACCUAUGAGAAGGUGGUGCUAGAGUCUGUAGAGAAGUUCUCCAAUGGGCACAAGCUUAAAGGUUAUGAGGAGACUUCCAUGGUGGUGGAAACCACCAUCGAGAAAUCCAGUAAGAAGAAACAUUAG